UACAGGACCGGGAGACUGCAGCAAUGUGGGCUGUGAGAGAGAUCAGAAGUUAUAGCUAACUUUUAGUGCUGCUAUAAGUGCAAAUUCACAACACUAGUUAGAUUAAGUUAACUGUUGUGUAAAAAAAAAGUUGAGUAAUACCAUGAUACUCCGGGCCUUUCCGUGCCACCCAGCUGUGGCAGAACAUCAUCCUAGCGUUACAGUCGCAGGUGGAGGUGCGGAGGCGGAGGAAGCACCUGCGUGUCCACCCGAACUGCUUCACAGGCUCGGACGCGGUGGACGCCGUGCUCAGCCAUCUCAUGCAGAACGUCGUGUUCGGCUCCAGUGAGGUAUCCCGUCUCAAAGCUGCGCGGCUCUGCCAGGCGCUCAUGGAGGCCAGGGUGUUUGAGUCGGUGGGGACCAAGCUCUUUCGCCAUGAAAAAGAAGCUGCGUUCGAGGACAGCAGCUCUAGCCUCUACCGCUUCCUGGAUUGCAGUGUCCUGCCGGGUUCUUUCGAGAAGGCCGAUGGUUGCGGAGAUGGGGAGAAAAUGAAAUCAGAGAGACAGGAUGAGAAGAGGAAGAAGGGUUUCAGAUUAGCUGAGAUCAGGACUAUUUCGAACCCCUUGGCUGUCGACUCCUCAGACAGGAGGGUGGAGAGGUUAUUCAAGACCAUCAACUUGCAACCCAUCCUCCCGGCAUACCUGAACACGGCUCCAUCGGCUCCCUUCCUCUCCAAGGCUGUAGUGGAAGAGGUGUGGAAGCAGCAGACUCUUCUGCAGCUCCUGCAGGUGGUGGAGCUGCCCAUGCUGGACUGCAUCCUGACCUCCCCUGCCCGGGCCCGGGCUCAGGCCCGGGGCUCUGUGUCCACCCAUCAAGACCUGGUCAUCUCCAACACCUGCCUGGACCGACAGCUGCCCCAGAGCCUCAACCUGCCACAGCUGGAUGCGUGGCUGGCCGCCGCAGCAGACUGCCUAGAACACUUCCCCGAUCAACUCAUCGUGGCGGCUGGGGAGCACCUCCAACAGCAGGGGGGUGAAGGCGGGGUUGAGCAAAGCCCGGCAGAGAAGCAGGUGCCCCAGAAGAGACUACUGUUUGACACCAUUGCCAAGUACUACAGCGGUCAGGAGCGGGCACCGCUCCUCUCAGACCGCUACCUGGAGGUCCAUGCUGGCAUCCUUGGUCUGCUGGACUGCGGCAAGACGGCCGAGGGCAUCAGGGCAUGCCAGCUGUGUUUACGCCUGUUGGAGCCCGGAGCCAGAGACGAGUUGAGGAGACUACUGGCAUUCAUGGCCGUAGCUACCCAGCCGGAUGCCUACCGUCUGCACAAGCAGACUGAAAAUAAGGCCCUGAUCAGCAGAAUGUUCCAGAAAGGCAUCAUCCAGAACAAGGAUCUCAACCGCUCCCAGAGUGAGACUCUGGUGCUGUUCCUCAUUGACAACCACACUCAGCUGUUCAAGACCCCCAUAUCACUGAUUAAAGCUGUAAGGAGGACACUGCAAACCCUGCAACUGGGUAGAGACCCGGACUCCAUUUCCAUGUUCACCUUCUGUCAGCAGGUGUCCCCACAGCAGUACGAGGACCAACGCGACGCAGCCACGCUGGACAGCCUAAAGCAGCUGCUGCAGCAGGUGUCCCUGGACACCCGGCUGUCCACCAAGGACAGGGGCCGGCUGGUCAAAGACUUCCAGAGGCACCACCCCAUGGUCUUCCUCCAGCACUUCUCCUCCACCUUCUAGGUGGAACCUCUGAGGAACCGUAGCCCCACCUUGUGGUCAAACGAGGAUCUUGUUGCGCUUUAGUCAACCCCAUGUUCGUAUAGAUCGAAGCAGAUAGGGAUAGGUAGAUGGUAAGAAGUCCACCUUGCCUAACAGAGGGCUAGGUGGAUUUGGAGCCAUAUUGCAUUUGGCUACCAAGACAGAUCUAAGUGGGAAGGUACAGGGUACAAAUUGAGCUGUUUAAUGGCUAAUUUUGAUUCAGGAAAUUCUGAUUAUCUGUCUUGGAUUUCUGUUUGUACCAGAAUAUUGAUACGGUUCUCAUAGGUUCGGAUGUAUAAUUCGUCUGAUACCAUUACUAGCUGUCUGAUGUGUAAUGUUGGCCAAAGUAAUAAAGGUAUUAGGUUGUUUGGUAUGUUAAACUUUGAAUGUUGUUGCUGUUAUGAGGAUGUGCCUUUCAUGUAGAAUACAAUUGGAUUCACCACGGGCCUGUUACACAAACAUUUGAUGUUGAAAAGUACAGUGAACUAUACCGUUAUUGAUAAAGUACUUUUGUUUGAAACUAAUUAAGCAGUCAAUCAGUAUUUCAAUGUACUUGGAUUAAAUGUCAAACUUUCAUGUAUGUGGAUUUAUAAACUACGACAGGCAUGGGACUGAAAAGGGAAUAGAUAAUGGCUAAUGUUGUGAUGUUGUUAGGAUCUACCUGAGAAUAACGUGUACAAAGACCACAAAUAAUCACUCUAUAUAAAGCUAAUGAGUGUUAAAUUUCAUGUCAGAGACUGCUGUCCAUCUGAUAAUUGUAACUGUAUUAACCUUUCUGUAGCAAACACUGUUAAAGGAAAUAAUGCUGGAAAUGUUGCACUACUGAAAUUCAACACAUGCUUUACCUUUAUUAGUUUUGCAUUUGCUAAUUUGAAUGUUACUUUUGAGAAAAAGGGAAUUAUUUGUGAAAAGUGUUUACUGACAACAUGCUUUUAAUGCCAUAGGCAAACAUACAGUACAGAGGAUUUAAAACAUAACUAAUCAGUUUCUGGUACUAAUGCUGACAUUUAUGUCAUCUUGAAGGGUACAAAACAGAAUUUGGAUCAAUUGUAUAAAAAAUGGUUUUAUGGUUCUUGUUUUGUGAAAUUGAAUACUUUAAUGGGCAGAUCAAAAUAUUUGUAGAACUUUUCUUAUGUUCUAUUUACAUGCGUGUUAAGGUCAUGUAAUGUUAUGUUUUAAUUCUGGUUUGUUUGAAUUGCAUUGAAUUCUUUUGAAAUGCACUUUUGAAUUUGAAAAUAAUCCAAUGAAAUU
Molecule: messenger RNA, 2984 nt
Organism: Osmerus eperlanus (European smelt)
Lineage: Eukaryota; Metazoa; Chordata; Actinopteri; Osmeriformes; Osmeridae
Gene: depdc4
Product: DEP domain containing 4
Exons: 9
Coding region: 300-1715 (471 amino acids)
Biological process (GO): intracellular signal transduction
Source: RefSeq, a predicted model, not a curated record